GAAGAGUAUGAAAAAGAAGCAGCAAAGUGAAAUUCAGUCAUCAUUCAUUUAAUCAUGUACACCGGUGCUCUCCAGCUUUAAAAAUCAAAACUCCUGCUCAAACACCUGGCGCAAACGUUGGGCCCAUUUCGUCGGUGGAGGAGUGUUGGUGGAGCUGUGCCUGAAGAGAAAGUCUCGGGAAGAAAAGUCUGGCAACCAAAAACGACAAGAAACAAGCGAGAGAAAGGAGAGGGCGACCAAAUUCUCCACAAAGACAGGUGUGUCACUGCCAAAGUACAGACGCAGCCCUGUCUCCCAAAACACCCUCCAGCAGUGAACCAGCAGCUCCCCCACCUGCAGCAGCUCCAGCCUCUCGUCCAAAUAUGGUCACUUCUGGCUCCAAAAUGAUUAGAUGGCGACGGCUGAAGUGCAGAACUCGAGGCUUCAAAGCAGGAGUCUACAAACCAAUGGAUAAAGUCACGCACAUUCUCACAUCUCCAAACAUGCAUGGUUGUCCUCUACCUGUCCACCAAAUGCCCUUUGACCUUUCCAUCUGCAGACACUCCCUCCUGCUCCACAGAGCACAUUGUCAGCGACUGCUUCAGAAAGCAAGAAAGAAAAAGGAGUGCCAUACACAGAACAACCUCCAUUGUGUCCCCAACAUGACAGGAGCAAUCCCAGAGGCAAUGAAGCUCCUCAGAGAUACUUUCAACUACUACGCUAAGUUGGAUGGAGAAAAACAAACUUUGGCCACAAUGGAAAUGCAUGUGCUGCUUGUAAAGGAGUUUCCCAAUGCAGACAGAAGUAUAAAAUACGUGGAUGACAUACUUCACAAGCUGGAUGAAGACAAGGAUGGUGUUAUUGAUUUCAAAGAGUUUGUCAGAAUUGUGACAGACAUGAACCUUAUGUGCAGUUAAGAAUGAAUAAUUUGGCCAUGUUGCCACAGACCAGGAUAAUAUCUGUGGUGCUUUUACUUUUCAGGAGAGUGUCUCAUUCUUAUGUGCAAAUAUAUAUUGUGGCCACAUUGCCUCAGAGCUUUGCCUUGUUGUAUUUUUACUAAAAGAAAUGAAAUGUUAUCGAACUCGCCCCACACUCACUUAAUACACAUGCCAAUAUCAAAUGUAAAAAGGAAGAAUUUGGUUAAGUCCAUACAGCUGAAUUAAAAAGGCCACUGACUU
Messenger RNA from Plectropomus leopardus (leopard coralgrouper), 1157 nucleotides. The record is from RefSeq and is a predicted model, not a curated record. NCBI's taxonomy places the organism in Eukaryota, Metazoa, Chordata, Actinopteri, Perciformes, Serranidae.